Emericellopsis cladophorae is the source of this 708-nucleotide messenger RNA. RefSeq lists its product as uncharacterized. The coding region runs from base 1 to 708 and encodes 235 amino acids. The transcript has a single exon. The record is from RefSeq and is a predicted model, not a curated record. Lineage: Eukaryota; Fungi; Ascomycota; Sordariomycetes; Hypocreales; Bionectriaceae.
AUGACGCGCACGCUCCGUUCACGCAAAACAACGGGCCUUCCAUCCGAGCCACAGCCAGAUGCCAUCGCCAAAGAGACUGCUGAAUCAAAGCCAGAGAAACCGGCAGCUGUACCAGCGGGGUCCAAGAACUUCCUCUCAGAGGUCUCGAAUGCACUGCUCUUCCCGAGGGCAGCCAACUUCGAAACCUGGCUUCACGCAAACCACGACUCGACGCCCAAGGGCAUCUGGCUGCAGUUCAGCAAGAAAGCCCACUCUGUCCCCUCCAUCACGUACGACGAAGCUCUAGACAUUGCGCUGUGCUACGGCUGGAUUGAUGGGCAGUGCAAGAGCCUGCCUUCUGGCACGCACUCUGCCCGACGCUUCACGCCGCGUCGCAAGGCAAGUCUGUGGUCGAAAAGGAACGUCAGCAAAGUCGUCGCGCUUCAACAUCAAGGAAGGAUGACAGCUGCAGGGCUCAAGGAGGUCGAAGCUGCCAAAGCAGACGGGCGAUGGGAGAGGGCAUACUCAGGCGCCAAGGACGCCACCGUGCCCGGGGACUUUGAGACGCGCCUGAAGGAGGUGAAAGGGGCCUGGGCGUUCUGGGAGGGGCUGAACAAGACUGCGCGGUAUGCUUUUCUCGUGCGGCUGGAAACUACAAAGACGACCGUCGCUCGGGAGAAGAAGUUGGAGCAAUUUGUCAGGAUGCUAGCGGACGGAAAGCUGAUUUGA